AGGAAGGGUGCGCAGUACCAGGGAAUGGGGAGGGGCUCUCAAGGGGACCUGGUGACAGCCCGAAGGGGGUGAGCGCCAUGUCUGACGUCACUGCGGCGCGCCGCUUCCGGUCCCCCGCGCGGUAGCAAAUGAUUUCUCUUUCGGUGGGACCGGAGCCGGGCUGGCCCUGACCCUCCAGAGCCCACGAUCUCGCCGGGAGCCCGCCAGUGCCAGCGUCCUACACGCGCCCGGGACCAUGGCCACUGAUUCGUGGGCUCUGGCGGUGGACGAGCAGGAAGCGGCCGCCGAGUCGUUGAGCAACUUGCAUUUAAAGGAAGAGAAAAUCAAACCAGAAGCCAAUGGUGCUAUUGUCAAGACCAAUGCUAAUGAAGAGAAGACAGAUGAAGAAGAGAAAGAGGACAGAGCUGCCCAGUCUUUACUCAACAAGCUGAUCAGAAGCAACCUCGUCGAUAACACAAACCAAGUGGAAGUCCUGCAGCGGGACCCCAGCUCCCCGCUCUACUCAGUGAAGUCUUUUGAGGAGCUCCGCCUAAAACCACAGCUUCUCCAGGGAGUCUAUGCCAUGGGAUUCAAUCGUCCAUCCAAAAUACAAGAGAAUGCAUUGCCUUUGAUGCUUGCUGAACCUUCACAGAACUUAAUCGCCCAGUCUCAGUCUGGUACUGGCAAAACAGCUGCAUUUGUGUUGGCCAUGCUCAGCCAAGUAGAACCGGCCAACAGAUUCCCCCAGUGUCUGUGCCUCUCUCCAACAUAUGAGCUCGCUCUUCAAACAGGAAAAGUGAUUGAACAGAUGGGUAAAUUUUACCCUGAGCUGAAGUUAGCUUAUGCUGUUCGAGGCAAUAAACUGGAAAGAGGUCAGAAGAUCAGCGAGCAGAUUGUCAUUGGCACCCCUGGGACCGUCCUGGACUGGUGCUCCAAGCUCAAGUUCAUUGACCCCAAGAAGAUCAAGGUGUUCGUGCUGGAUGAAGCCGACGUGAUGAUAGCUACGCAGGGCCACCAGGAUCAGAGCAUCCGCAUCCAGAGGAUGCUGCCCAGGAACUGCCAGAUGCUGCUGUUCUCUGCCACCUUCGAGGACUCUGUGUGGAAGUUUGCCCAGAAAGUGGUCCCAGACCCCAACAUCAUCAAGCUGAAGCGCGAGGAGGAGACGCUGGACACCAUCAAGCAGUACUACGUGCUGUGCAACAACAGAGACGAGAAGUUCCAGGCCUUGUGCAACCUCUAUGGGGCCAUCACCAUCGCUCAGGCCAUGAUUUUCUGCCAUACCCGCAAAACAGCCAGUUGGCUGGCAGCAGAGCUCUCGAAAGAAGGCCACCAGGUGGCGCUGCUGAGCGGCGAGAUGAUGGUGGAGCAGAGGGCCGCCGUGAUCGAGCGCUUCCGAGAGGGCAAAGAGAAGGUGCUGGUGACCACCAACGUGUGCGCCCGAGGUAUCGAUGUGGAGCAGGUAUCUGUCGUGAUCAACUUUGAUCUCCCCGUGGACAAGGACGGGAACCCCGACAACGAGACCUACCUGCACCGGAUCGGGCGCACCGGCCGCUUUGGCAAGAGGGGCCUGGCCGUGAACAUGGUCGACAGCAAGCACAGCAUGAGCAUCCUCAACAGGAUCCAGGAGCAUUUCAAUAAGAAGAUAGAAAGACUGGACACGGAUGAUCUGGAUGAGAUUGAGAAGAUAGCCAACUGAGAAGCUCCCCGCUCCCUGCGCCGCCCUCGUCACCUCCAGGGGAGGAAGCCCAGUGCUCGCGCGGCCCUGGCCUCGAUUACCACAGAGACGAAGGCACGAGGAAGAAGCUGCCUACCUCAUUAAAUUAUGUUUGGACUUGACCAAAAUAUGUGGAAAUGAUGGGGAAUGGUAGGUUAAUUGUUCAUACAACUUUGGAGGAUUAGGCGUGAAUAUACAAAAUUUUCUUUUUGGAAAUAGCGUCUUUUUCUGGUCAGCAUUUUCCCCGCAAUAUGCUCAUCUAGAUGCUGUAGCUGAUUACUUUUCCAGGAUCCCGUGACAAUCUCUGCUUGUUCUCUGGCUUGGAGUGUGCGGGCCGGCCUGGAGAGCACGUGGAAGUGACACAGUAGAGGGGAAGCGGGGACACAGUGAGAAGCCCCAGGUCGAUGUUUGGAAGCUUAGUCAUUUUGUCUGGAAGAUGGCAUGAGGCAACAGAGCAGCCCUGGGAGCUUCUGCUUUGGACUUGGUGUGGAACAGAUACUGCCAGCCCCUCCGUCCUAAUGCCCAUACCAGGAAGGGAUUUGCUGUGACGGACCGAAAUGCCAACCUUGGGACCUUCGUAUGCAGACUUGUUUCUUGGGACUGUGAUUUGUUCUUUUCAGCAGAUAUAAUCGGUGUGGUGCACAUUGGAUCGGUCCUUGCCCUGUGCUAAGCAGGUUCUAUAGAGUAGGCAUCUUGAGAGUCAGUAGUAGCCCGGGUUUACCACUCCUGGUUCCCAGGCACUUGCAGUGUCCUUUUUAUAUUCCUCACAUCACCUUGACCCAGUGUCUGCGAGAAGCUGGGCAGUGACCCGAGGUUUGACUUCUCAGUGAAAGUUGAGGGUUUAUUUCCAGUGGCUAGGCUCAAGGCAACCCUGUGUGCAGGCAGUAAUACUCACGAGGUUUUGCUUUGCCUUCAAAUUGCGUAAAGCAGUUUUUGUCAGAGCUAGGAAAUGAUUACAGAUAUUUGGCAUCUUGAUUUGUAAAGGAAUUCUGAAUGUCUGUGUUUAUAGUGUCUGGAAUAUAAACAGGUGCAAUUAGGGACUACUAGAUGGACUACAGCUGCUCAUCUGUCCAUGGCAAGAGUCUUCACCAAGCCCUUUGGUCUAUCCUUACUUGGCCUUUUUGUGUAGAAUAUAUGCAGAGCAGACAAUAGAAGUGGACACCUCUCCAUAUGUGGCCAAGACUGUUGGUACCCCAGAGUGACAGAGCAAAGAUGAGAUGAAACUCAUUUGUAAGAGUGGCCUGAAGUCCCAGCCCAAAGGAGUUCUCAGCUUUUUGGCCUUGAUACAGAGGACCUGCAAGAGGAAUUUAUUUAUUUUUUUCCUUUGGUGGCUCUGGGGUUCGAAUCCAGGGCCUUGUACACAGUAGGAGAGUACUCUACUGCUGAGCUAUAUCGCUAGCCAUGGAAGAGGUUUUAAUGUGAUGGGAACUAUUCUAAUUUUAGAUCUUUCUCUUAGACAUGUCCGUGUUUUAAGAUCAGAUCUAUCACCUGGGAGGGGAUGUGGCCAAUGUCAGCCCCCAGGUGGUUUCCUUAAUCUAGCAUUGUGAAGAGGGAAACUGCUACUUCUGCCACUUUCCCCCAUGGGUAUUGGACUAUGUAGUGUUUUCUCAGUGGUUCUGGUCACUUCUCAGGAGUCUUGUAAGAACAGAAGAAAUUUAGUGUUUCUCUCAAGUCCUGUGAACCAAACUUGAAGUAACUGAAAACAAGGACAGUAUUUAAAGAAGCAUAUAGACGGCUCCCUAGGCUGCAGACUGACUGUGCCGCCCCCGCCCCCAGGACACAUAACCACGUACUGUUGUAGCCCUAAGUCUGAGAAGGAAAUGGGCAGGGCGUGUAGCAGACUUUUCAAUAGUAGAAGUAAAUGGGCUUCCGGUGGAAGUGUGUUUCAGUAGUUCUUAAGCUGGGGUCUUGAAUCUCUAUCACUGGAUAGGUUUCAUCUACAAGGUAUAUGCAUUGGUUUGAGUUUAAAGAUAUUUUCUUGAUGAGGCUCCCAAAGGAUCAUGCAUCUCUUAAAAACAUGAAAAUCUAAUGUGGAUACCUCUGGAGCGUCACCCCAGUGUCACUGUGAACUAUAUUCCCUCACAGUCAUAUUCAUGCCAGUGCCAGCUCCUCGGGCUCAAAGGUAUAGUUGCUUCAGUGACCUCAUGCAGCCUAGACACCAGUGAUGUACAAAUACGUUGUUUGGUGAGCUUUGGUUCCCAGGGAUUUUAGUCAAAUUCAUUCGUUUUUAUAUAUAUCUACAAACUGAUAAAUUGCACUCUAGAACAGAGAAACUCAGGAAAUUUUUGGUGCAGAGGAAAAUUCUGGAUAUGUUCAUUAUCCACAAACUUUUGGAUUUUAUUGGGUCUUUUUUUUUUUAGUAUCUAUCAUUCACUGGCUGUAUGCAUAAGAAUGAAUUAAUUGUUGAUGUAUUUUUUUAUUGAUGUUAAUUGUGAAGAAUUUAUGUUACUAAGACAUCAUUUCUAAGUAUAAGAAGGAAGUGCCAGUGUGUUUUCUGUUGCUGGUAUUAGUAGUAAAUGAAGAGAUGGA
Chinchilla lanigera (long-tailed chinchilla) is the source of this 4222-nucleotide messenger RNA. It is a transcript of the gene Ddx19b, whose product is annotated as DEAD (Asp-Glu-Ala-Asp) box polypeptide 19B. Bases 236 to 1675 code for a protein of 479 amino acids. Gene Ontology annotation, molecular function: RNA helicase activity; ATP binding; RNA binding. Gene Ontology annotation, cellular component: cytoplasmic stress granule; nucleus. The transcript has 12 exons. Lineage: Eukaryota; Metazoa; Chordata; Mammalia; Rodentia; Chinchillidae. Gene Ontology annotation, biological process: poly(A)+ mRNA export from nucleus. The record is from RefSeq and is a predicted model, not a curated record.